Messenger RNA from Numida meleagris (helmeted guineafowl), 3846 nucleotides. RefSeq names its product leucine rich repeats and immunoglobulin like domains 2 (gene LRIG2). The transcript is spliced from 18 exons. Gene Ontology annotation, molecular function: protein binding. The coding region runs from base 242 to 3124 and encodes 960 amino acids. The record is from RefSeq and is a predicted model, not a curated record. NCBI's taxonomy places the organism in Eukaryota, Metazoa, Chordata, Aves, Galliformes, Numididae.
GCGGGGCUCCGCGCCGCGUUCUCCCGGUGUGCGGCGGUAACACCCGCGGCGACGCACGGCCCUGCCCGGCGUGUGCCCCGAGAGCGGCGUGGGGCAGCGCUGCUAGCGGCCGUGAGAGGAGAAGCGCGGUUCAGCGGUGAAAUGCAGCUAAUUUCUCUCGAAAUGGGAUUUAAGUCAUAAUCAUAUACUGUCAUCCAACUGGAGCAUCGAUUUGCCUGCUCACACGCUGCAAGAAGUGAAAAUGAAUUACAAUGAGCUAAGUGAAAUUCCUUAUUUUGGAGAAAUGACUUCUAAUAUCACCCUUCUCUCACUGGUGCACAAUACUAUUCCAGAAAUAAAUGCUGAGCAGCUCCAAGUUUACCUUGCGUUGGAAAAUCUAGAUCUGAGUUCCAAUCUUAUCUCGGAAAUUAAAGCUGCUUCUUUCCCACGGAUGCAACUGAAGUACCUGAAUCUGAGUAACAACAGAAUCACUACCCUAGAAGCAGGCUGUCUGGACAACUUGUCUAGCUCUCUCAUAGUGCUGAAACUGAACAGAAAUAGGAUUAGUGUGAUUCCACCAAAGAUCUUCAAACUGCCUCACGUGCAGUUUCUGGAACUGAAAAGGAACCGGAUUAAAGUCGUGGAAAGUCUUACAUUCCAAGGCCUGGAGUCCCUGAAAUCCUUAAAAAUGCAGCGCAAUGGGAUUAGCAGACUCAUGGAUGGAGCAUUCUUUGGCCUCAAUAGUAUAGAAGAAUUAGAACUGGAACAUAAUAACUUGACAGAAGUAAACAAGGGCUGGCUGUAUGGUCUGCGGACAUUGCAACAACUCUUCGUUAGCCAGAAUGCCAUUAACAAGAUCAGCCCAGAUGCGUGGGAGUUCUGCCAAAGACUUGCUGAGCUAGACCUGUCCUACAACCAGCUAACUCGCCUCAGGGAGUCUGCCUUUGUGGGACUUGGUUUGCUGGAGGAACUGAACCUGGGAGACAAUCGCAUUAGUCACAUUGCUGAUGGUGUCUUCAGAGGUCUGACAAAUCUUCGAACCUUGGACUUGGGGAACAAUGAGAUCUCCUGGGCCAUAGAGGAUGCGAACGAAGCAUUCGUGGGACUCAGCAGGCUGGAUAAACUAAUCUUGCAAGGAAAUCAGAUUAAAUCAAUUACGAAGAAGGCGUUCUCUGGUCUUGAAGGACUCGAACAUCUAGAUUUAAGCAACAACGCAGUAAUGUCCAUCCAAGAAAAUGCAUUUGCCCAGGCUCAACUGAAGGAGCUGAUUUUGAACACCAGCAGCUUGCUCUGUGACUGCCAGUUGAGGUGGCUGCCCCAGUGGCUCACUGACAGUCACUUACAGCAGGCUGUGAACGUCAGCUGUGCUCACCCUGAGUGGCUGGCAGGGCAAAGCCUUUUCAGUGUGGACCCCGAUGACUUUGUCUGUGAUAAUUUCCCUAAACCACAGAUCCGAGUGCAUCCUGAGACCACGAUUGCUCUGCGCGGCAUGAACGUGACCCUGACCUGCACUGCUGUGAGCAGCAGUGAUUCACCCAUGUCCACUGCCUGGCGUAAAGACAGCGAGGUGCUCUAUGAUGCAGAGGUUGAGAAUUUUGCCAGGUAUCAGCAGCAAAAUGGCGAGAUUGUUGAGUACACCACUGUCCUGCAUCUUUUCAAUGUGAAUUUCACUGAUGAAGGAAAAUACCAGUGCAUCGUCACCAAUCACUUUGGCUCCAACUAUUCCGACAAAGCCAAGCUGACAGUUAAUGAGCUGCCUUCCUUCCUGAAAACCCCCAUGGAUCUUACUAUCCGCACUGGGGCUAUGGCCCGACUGGAGUGUGCUGCAGAGGGCCACCCCACUCCUCAGAUCUCCUGGCAGAAAGAUGGUGGUACGGAUUUCCCUGCUGCACGAGAGAGGAGAAUGCAUGUCAUGCCCGAGGAUGAUGUGUUCUUCAUUGCAAAUGUAAAAAUAGAAGACAUGGGCAUCUACAGCUGUAUGGCACAGAACACUGCUGGUGGUUUGUCAGCAAACGCUACGCUGACUGUGUUAGAAACUCCUUCCUUUAUCAGGCCCCUGGAAGACAGAACAGUAACCAGAGGUGAAACUGCUGUCCUGCAGUGCAUAGCUGGUGGCAGCCCUGCCCCUCGCCUCAACUGGACUAAAGAUGAUGGACCUUUGACAGUCACAGAGCGGCAUUUCUUUGCUGCAGCCAAUCAGCUCCUCAUCAUCGUGGAUGCUGGGCUCGAGGAUGCUGGAAAGUAUACGUGCAUUAUGUCCAACACGCUGGGCACCGAGCGUGGUCAUAUUUACCUUAAUGUGCUGGCUUCCCCCAACUGCGAUUCUUCCCAGAGUGGCAUUGUCCACGAGGAAGAUGGCUGGACAACAGUGGGUGUUGUGAUUAUUGUCGUGGUUUGCUGCGUUGUGGGAACUUCCCUGGUGUGGGUUAUUGUGAUCUACCACAUGAGAAGGAAGAGUGAAGAUUAUAGCAUCACUAACACAGAGGAGAUGAACCUACCUGCAGACAUUCCCAGCUAUUUAUCCUCCCAAGGAACUCUGUCAGAGCCUCAGGAAGGAUACAGUAACUCAGAGGCAGGAAGCCAUCAGCAGCUCAUGCCUCCAGCCAGUAGCUACGUGCACAAAGGCACAGAUGGUGGCACAGCACCAUUGGUGAUCUGCUCAGACUGUUACGACAAUGCAAACAUCUACUCCAGGACACGAGAGUACUGCCCCUACACCUACAUCACAGAAGAGGACCCCCUGGAUCAAACUCUCCCUAAUCUCAUGGUGCAGAUGCCCAAGGAAACAUACACAGCACGCACCCAGCAUGAAACCAGUGCUCUCGAUAAUCUUUUAGCAGACAGAGACAUGUCUGUCUUCCUUCCCAGCCAUGACAGAAUAAGUGAGAAGAAAAUCUCUUCCCAACAGAUUAAUGAACCCUUCCAGCUUCCUUUAUGGGGAGUAAACAAAGAGCUAGCUCUCUCCCACUCGCACUUUCUGCAUCAGCAGUCAGCUCGUGAGGCCCCGCGACCUCUUCGAACUGAGGGCAUUAUUGACAGUGACCGGGAGCAAGCUGCUUCACCCAGACCUUUCCACAGGUUACGUGAGCAUAACUUUGAUUUUAAUAGGACACGGAACAUUCGUGACUACAGCGAAACCACGUAAGGCACGAAAAUGAAGUCUUGGAAGCUAAUCCCUAUCAGCUGACUUCUUGUAUUUACUACCUCAGGACGAACCUCUAGGCCAAAGAUGCUUUAGGACGCGUUGUCUGCAGUUACAGGCUCCCUAGGAGGAGGUGGCACUGCCCUUUGUGGGUGGAUUCGUGUGUGCUGGAACCCGGGGCAGAGCGCACGGUGAUUAGUGAUUAGCAUUAAAACAUGGAUUUUUCUGAUGCUGGGUGCAGCCUUUGUGUUGGUGCACUCUUUGAAAAUCUCUCAAGAAUGCAUAGCUAUUUCACACCACAUUGUCUGCUUGAAAACAAACGUUCAGGGCCUCCUUGUGGAAUUCCCCAGUAAUUGUAAGCAUAAAACUUGUGCCCAGCUUUUUGUUCCUCGUGCUGUUGGCAGCCGUUUGUUACCAGUCUCACUUCAGGGUUGUUUUCCCCUCUGAAAAACCGAACUCUAGUUGUAAAUAAAGUUGCAUUUAUAAAUAUUUUGUAUACACUAAGCAUAUAAAUGCGUUGGCUGUAAUGUAAAUAUAUUUUUUAUUAUGCCAAAGUAUGUAUUAUAGUGUUGGUCUUGACAGCUGCAUAUCAAGCCAUCAUUUGUUUUGUGGGAUUGAAAGCUUGUUUCUGAAGGGAUGAAGAUGUCUUCACUUUGGCAAGAAGUGAAUUUGCUAUAGGUACGUAACGAAACUGUGAUACUGAUAAAUUUCAUUGUUACAUACAA